AUAGUCAGUAUUCUGUAUUUGUGGGCAACUUGCCACCGAAUACCAUCCAAGCCCAUUUCGACCAUAUAUUUCCUGAUUGCAAGGUUAGUUGCGAAUUGCACGAAUAUCUCGGUGCAGAUGGUUAGCGUUAGGUUGGUUAGAGACCGUGAUACUGAUGCCUUCAAGGGAUAUGCCUAUGUAGAUUUUGAGGACGAAACUUCCUUCCAAACUGCCCUGAAAACGGAUGGCUCGAUCGUCGAGGGGUUCCGUUUGCGAGUCAAUCCCGCACAAGAAAAACGUGGCAGUCGCGGUGGCCCGAGGGGCGGUCCUCCGCGAGCAAUGGGAAACGGUUACGGCCGCGGUGGUGGUGGUGGAGCAUACCAAGGUCGAGGAAACCAGGACAAUUGGUCGUCUCGUGGUCGUCCCAAUAUGGGGCCUGGUGGAGGACGGUUCACUGAACGCGGCCCUCGCGGCGGUGGCGGAGGUAUGGGUGGACGAGGCGGCCCCCAAAGACAAAGUUAUCAUCCACCUGGUCUCGCUCGUGAUCCUAUUGUAAAUGACCGUCCCGAUACGGGUGAUUUGAACAGCAACAGUUCGGGCGAGGAGAGACCUCGUUUGAAGUUGAAGCCUCGAACAGUGCCUCUCAAUCAAACUGACGACCGACACCUCUCAGAACGCAGCAAAGCGAUUUUCGGUACCGGACGUCCACGAGAACCCAGCCCACUACGUGAAGAAGCACCAACCACGUCAAGCUACAUGGGUAAGCGGUUCUACUGUGACUACUGCGAUAAAUCGUUCCCGGAUAACGCUACGAACCGGAGAGCUCAUCUUAAUGGAGUGCAACACCAGCAGGCGCGUAGGCUGCACUUUGAUCGUUAUUUAGGUAGGUGUCCAGGCGUGUUUGAGACCACAUUUGGUACAGCUCCACAAGAGAAGUUAGUCCUCGAAAGAGCCAAGAAGCCAUGCAUCGGAUUUGCACGGACGGGUGCGUUUUCAGCUUGUCCCGUUAUUCAUUUUACAGGUGAAUGCAAUUACGGUGUUCUUUGCAAAUAUUCUCAUAUGACGCCAGAAAUGCUUCAUCAGUUGGAGCAGCAAGCAAAAGAAAAAGCUAGUGACGUGCUGCGGCUAUCGUAUUUGUCAUCCGAGCAAAAUAUUGAGGCUCUGCUACAAAAACUAGAAAGUGUCGUUUUGAAGAGACGAAUGGAGAGAGAACGGUUUGGAUCGACAAGCGAAAGUCAUUCGUUAGUGCUGCCUGUCGGGUUUGAAAAUGCAGAUCUCCCUCCUUCCCUACUGUUG
This is a messenger RNA of Opisthorchis viverrini, 1275 nucleotides long. RefSeq lists its product as hypothetical. Gene Ontology annotation, cellular component: U12-type spliceosomal complex. The transcript is spliced from 6 exons. The annotation marks the transcript as partial. Gene Ontology annotation, molecular function: RNA binding; zinc ion binding. The record is from RefSeq and is a predicted model, not a curated record. NCBI's taxonomy places the organism in Eukaryota, Metazoa, Platyhelminthes, Trematoda, Opisthorchiida, Opisthorchiidae.